Messenger RNA from Aedes albopictus (Asian tiger mosquito), 1450 nucleotides. Its product is annotated as nonsense-mediated mRNA decay factor SMG9. Bases 148 to 1410 code for a protein of 420 amino acids. Gene Ontology annotation, biological process: nuclear-transcribed mRNA catabolic process, nonsense-mediated decay. The record is from RefSeq and is a predicted model, not a curated record. The transcript is spliced from 5 exons. Lineage: Eukaryota; Metazoa; Arthropoda; Insecta; Diptera; Culicidae.
UAAACACAGAAACAAAAGUGUUCUUUGUAAACGUAAAUGUUUGUGUCAAAACCUUCUGAUUACCGAUAUCGUUGAUAUCGCGGAUAUCUGUUUGUAACAAAAUACCUGGCAAAAUACUAUAAAAAUAGUCAAUAUUUUUUAACAACGAUGGAUUCCAGGAAGAAUAAAAGAUCAUCAAGCAGUAAGAAAAAUGUUUCCAAACAGGAAUCCAAGGGUUCCGCAAGUAAACCACUUCCGGACGGAAGCGGAUCUCAACCAAGAAUCCUGCUGAAACCCAAGGAAAACGCUGAUGUCCAGAAGAAGCCGGAACUCACAAUCACGAUUGCUACCAAAAACCCUCCUCCGGUGAAACCAGAACAGCAGCAACCUGCAGCCAAAGAAGCAGCUGCUAUCAAGCAGAGACCAGUGCAGGAAAUUCCACAAGCCAUCACGAUCGUGAACAGUAUGGUCAAGUCGGUGAAUCUGGUCAAUGGCAACAAUGCUCUGAACACGCACGCAUUCGACUAUCUGCAUGAGAACAAUUCGGAUUUUUUUGUGAUCGGCGCCAUCGGUAUGCAGGGAUGCGGAAAAUCUACCGUUCUGAAUCUGUUGGCUGCGGAACCCACGGAGGAAGCCAUUCGGCAAGCGGCCUUCCACGUUGGAGGUGGUGUGUUUCCUGUUGCGAGCGUUUUCAACCGCAAUGAAGCGGCAGAGUUCGAGGAUGCAGAGAUUCGAAUGCAUAUCACAAAGGAUCGGAUAAUUUUUCUGGACAGUGCGCCGGUGCUUUCCAACCGAGGAAACAAAGAUUUUGUAUUGAGCGAACUGGAUGAUAUUCGACGGAUUAUCCUGUUGCUGAGUGCAUGCCACAUCCUCUUGGUUCUACAGGAAGAUUACUUCAACAUCAAUUUCAUAAGAUUAUUACGAUGUGCAGAAAUGAUGAUCCAACGAGAUCAGAAAGAUACGCAAUAUUUGAAUCCUCGGAUAGUUUUCCUGAAGAACAAAUGCAACCGCAAUAGUUUUACGACACAAGAAAAGGCAUUACACGAAACAAUCUACAAGCAAAUGUUGAAGGAUACAAAGCUAAAAAUCCACUCAAACGAGGAUAUCAAGGAGAAAAUCAAUGCAAUGUAUCUGCCCAAGCUGAGCUAUGAUAAUUUCUUGUUCACCGAUGACGAAAGCAGUUUUUCCUGUGUUCUCAAAUUGCGACAGCGUGUAUUUAUGACACCAACUCAUGACGCGGUGGAAGGACGAGAGAAUUUGACGGAAAAAUCAUGGUCGCAGAUCGUACAUCACGUAUUGGAAGGCCACAACAAUAACUACUUUUUGCGAAAGUAUGAAAACCUCAAGGAGAAGUACAACUUGCACAAUCACGUCAAUGUGGUGGAAAAUGCAGCGAAGGAGAAAAGUUAUUUAAACUUUAUAGAUACUUAAAUAAAGAUGUUAUUUAAGAUGCAAGAAUCUACCAAUGUAA